AUGGGCCCUACCCCGCUAGAGCACUCUAGCAACAUCACCGCCGCGAGCAUCAGCAGUGGUACCGGCCCUGGCACCUGCGUCAGCCCGCAGCCACAGUCGAUCGACACAAACAAUCCAGUCGUCCGUUCUCCAGCGGGUAUCCAUACUUCCGACUCGCCCUCGUCACCUGUCCAGUCGUCGUCGCCAACUGGCUGCAGCGAACUCAUGGAAGAACUAAACUCAGAGUCCACGCGCAAACGUCCCCGGCUUGAUAGCGGCAGCGGUGCCAAUUGCACGCAUGACUCUGCCUCAAUGUCUACACCUACGACUCCGGCAGAGACCAGUGAAGACACACAGGAUAGCCAGCAGAACCUGCAAACUCCCCAGGAUCAAGUUGACAAUACUCCAGGUACUAUAAAAGAAGGUGCGGUGGGAACUCCGGAUGGACGUAGCGUGCAUGGUGGACCUCCAACAGCUGGCGAGGAUCAAGACGGAAUGCCGAUCACUCCUGUACCCGCAGCUAACACCCAGAAAUCAAUGAAUGGCAGUCCUGUCGUCCCUCCUCGUCCAUCAAGUCGAGUUACCAUUAAUAUGAAGUCUCCAACUUCGGAAACAGCACAAUCUCAAGCCACACCCGAAGACAGGGAAGCCACAGCCUCAUCAACGGAAAAGCAAGAUCCCGCAAUAGAGAGCGGCAAUAAUGUCUCGAAACCUGAGCUUGAUCCUAUUUCGCAGUUGGACGGCGAGUCGGUUGUAUUCCAAACCAACCCUAACCCAACGGUGAACCAUGAUAUCCACUCUAGUAUACCCAUGGAACGGACUACCAUCGUCAUUCCCGAUUCGCCUUCUUCUGCUGCAAGCGUCGAGAUCGAGGUUGCAGACCCGGAAGACAUGGACCAGGAUCCAGCUACUACGAGUUGGAGGCCAUUAGAUGAUGCCAUACGGGCUCCAAGGGAACCUGAAGUCGUUCAGAUUCAUGAAGAAACCUCCCUUGCAGAAGCAUUCCCAAAUUUCAGAGCAGCAUAUAAUAUCCGCGAGUGUGUCUUGGAUAUGAAAGCUGCUAUGGAGAGAGGAACGAUACGUGAUCUUAAUGUGUUUGAUGCCCUCAGGUCUUGGUUUGAUUUAUGCAGUGAAACUAUCAGCGUUCUCACAUAUCAAGCAUUUAUUGAGGACCGUGAUUUUUGGGAAGAGGUUCCUUCUAUCAUUGAAGGCCUUCUGAGGCGGACAACGGAGUUUGUGGCAGAAGAAGGAGAAAGUCCAAUGUCAUCUGUUGAACAAUUUCUCUCUUGCUAUGUCGAGAUUGCAAUGCACGUCAUCUCUCUCGAUUCACAGCAGCUAUCUCAAUCCCCCGAUGAUAGGGCUGCUCAAUAUGACCCAAUAUCAAGGACUUACUGGAUGCCACUUGCCUCGAUGCUCCAACUUCGUAAAAUUCCCCUAUAUACUGCAAUGGAGCGUGAUUACGGUUCUGAGAUCAUCGACUUGGUCGGCCAUCUUAAUGACUGCGUUGCUGGUCAACAGGUCACUGGCGUACUUGUGCUCACUAAUUUCAUGAGGGCCGUUUCGCCUUUCCUUGCCAAGUCACCUAUUCUCACCUCCCUAUUUACUUCUGCUCUCAGCGUCGCCCACAACGUUCUAGACUCCUUCGUCGGGAGAAGAUACCAACCCGAUUAUGGCCGCCCUAACCCUAAGGAAGUGAUUACACGGGUUUAUGCAUUACUCCGGUUUUCUGAGCCUGUAUACCGAUCUCUGAUAGAAAAGUCCUCAUCCGGUCUCUCUAGUGACACCAGCGAGACAAUUAUCCGUACCAUGGGCAAUUCGUUCCGGAUCCUUUGUAGUUUUGAUGAAGGGUCAGCUACGGCUAUUGGCAGAGACCUGGAGCUCAAUGUCCCAGAUGGCGUUAACUCCCUUGAAUUCGCCCACAUUGUCAGCUUAGGUUGGAAGUUCACUAUACUUAAGAAGCAUAUCAUGAGUGGCCGCAUGGAACUGCGAGUCUAUGGCAUGGAGUCCAUCCAAGGUGACCUGGUAAAUUUCUGGUCUCAACAUAUCCAAAAUGUGCCUGGUGCGCUUAACCAUGCAACAACCAAAUACUUGGUCAAUUUUUUGCGCGAGCAUAAGAUUGUCGAUUAUGUCGUUGGCGUCGAAUCGCAUCCUCAACUGAUUAGCCGUGGCAGCAAUAUUGUCGGUUUCCUUGUCGUAACUUCGACAUAUACUAAUGAAGAUACAGAUAUUAUAUGGAAGACUGUCAGCGAGAGCCAUGACCCCAGAACUGUAUCCGAAGUCCUUGCCAUGCUUUCGUCUACCUUCAGUAUGCACCACGAGCCCGAGCCACUUAUUUACAUCUGCAACAAGCUCAUAGAGUUACCCCUACAACGCUUCGACGUUCGUAUGAUUGAAUUCUGUGACAUGCUGCUGAACGCUGUAAGGAAUAAACAUGCGGAAUCUUUACGUCACCAGGAGCUCGGCCACUACCCACACAUCGAUAUCAUGCCCGUCCGCCUAUGCGUCAGGCUGAUUCGAGGAGCACUGUCUUCUAAUGAACUCCCUCUUGAGCAGAGGUCUCAAAUCCAGAGAUUCGCUAGUAAACAACUUUCCCAGUUUGUUAGCCUUGGUAUACGCGAAGCAGAUAAGACCGAACUUUAUCAGCAAUGUAUCCAGGAUGUUUCUGAUAUGAACGAGUUUGCUCUCGGGAGUAUCCAUGCUCUUAAUGCCCUAAUUCCAACCUUUGAUACCCAGGAUAUUCGGCGUCUAGCUCUAGACCUCGACUUCACCCGCCUCAUCAUUACGGAACUCGCACAUGCAGCUACGGCACCGGCCGCUGAUGGAGAGGAUGAGCACCUAUGCAACGCCAUCGUACCACGACUGAACCUAGUCCAUCGCAUUAUCGACAAAGUGCCGGAGACAAUUUCUCCUGAGUUAAUCGAUAGUCUGUGGGAUAAAGUAUUUACAUCGAAAGUAAUAAGUGAGCAGAACCGAAAUUACAUGUGGGAAAUUUUGUCCAAAUCUGCCUCCCGAUGCCUCAAACGAAACGCAUUCCUGGAAACGUUUAUGAACGAUUAUCUUCCCCGCAUCCUACCAGAGGACAUCACAGAGUCUGUACUCUCAUUCGCAAAGCAAACAGUGAAUUACGAUGUUAAAUUCCAUCACCAACCCGUCACUUGUGAUGGAGAAGUAAUCACUAUUCCCGGAAUGGACAGGAUCUGGCACUUUAUUCUAUCAGCACCCAAUCCAACAAUCGGUAUCAAUGCUAUCAACUUUGCUAUAGAUACAUACUUGGACCAUUCCCUAAUCAAAGGAAGCAGCCCAUCAUCUGCUGAAGCAACGCAUGUAUCCCUCGUCGAUCGCUGCGUAGCCCAACUAGCAGCUGCAGCCACCAAACUAAAAACGUUCAUGGAUGGAACCACAAGUGGUGAAGACGAACCUAUGGUCAUAGUCCCAUCCGAUAAGGAAGUCCGCGCCGAAGAGUUACGCUUUGCCCGCUCCCUCCUUUUUCUCCGCCAACUUCGCCAAGGCCUCCGUACACGGCCCCAUUAUACUCCUCCCCAAGGUUCACCACCGUGUAUGCCGCUCAACCCAGAGUCAAUAAGGGGAGAAUCUAUAGACAUAUCUUAUCAGGCGUUCAGUACAGGCUCACAAUCUCGCAUUCGCACAUUUACCAUCGGAGACUUAUCAACUGCCUCUGAACUCGCGGAUAAAAUCGCUCAUGUCACUGGUUUCUCUAAAUUCACUACCAUCAGCGGUGGACAAAGACUAGAUCUACGUGGGGGGAACGCAAACCAGACGAUUCGAGAUCUGAAACUCGCAACUGCAGGCUUACUUAUUGUCAGGAAAGAUUCAGAUGCGUAUGAGGCUUCAUUUGGCGGGAGGCGUCAAAGUUUGACACUUGUUGAUUCAGAAGUGUUGAAACAUUUCAAUGACCUUUAUGACCUAUUGAGCUUGGACGAAAGGUUUUCAAAGGAGGUGGGCAACGAAUUCUAUUUCGACCCUACUUCUGGGAAUGAAAAUGGUAACUAA
Messenger RNA from Trichophyton verrucosum HKI 0517, 3990 nucleotides. RefSeq lists its product as uncharacterized. The coding region runs from base 1 to 3990 and encodes 1329 amino acids. The transcript has 3 exons. NCBI's taxonomy places the organism in Eukaryota, Fungi, Ascomycota, Eurotiomycetes, Onygenales, Arthrodermataceae. The record is from RefSeq and is a predicted model, not a curated record.